UUCAAUUAUACAUGGAAAUAUGAGUAGGUUUUAUUGCACGGCUGGGAGAGGGACAGAAACGUUUGCCUGCAGCGAAUGCAAGACCAUUUUUAGGACUAAUGAGGUGUCAGCAAUAGAUGGAAAAGUGUUUUUCACCUGUAAUCGAAAUAUUACAGCUGAGCAAAUCAAUAGAUUGAAGACGGUGGAAAGAAUAUUUGUCAGAAUUAAUUAUUUGCCUGCAAGUGAAAUCAUUAGAACAGACAAGCAUGCUUAUAUGAAAUCCUUGUGUGAAAAGCUGCUCAACAAGGAUGAUGUUAUCACAGGAUUUCACACCUACAGACAGCUGUUUGCCAUUAGCAAGGAAUCCGAUUGUGAUCAUGAACCUGUAGUCAAAAAAAUCAGAUAUGAACAAGAUGAUGAGAUACACAGCAGCAUUCCUGCUGCUCCAACAUUCCGCAUUUCAUGUAAAAUCAGUGGAAGAUUUAGAGGGAGUAUUCACACACAGCAUUUGUCACAAAAGUUAGGAGCAAAAGUUGUCAGUUCCAUGGGCUGGAAAGUUGAUUUGAAACAUCCACAAAUUGAGAUCUGUGUGCACAUCAAUGAUGAACAUGUGAUAGCUGGAAUACCUACCUCCAAAAUCCCAGUGUCUAAACGAAACUACAUCGCUCAACCAGGACUGAGGUCUACUAUUUCAUGGAUUAUCUGUCAUCUUGCAGACAUUGGGCCUGGAGAUGUGGUACUUGAUCCAAUGUGUGGAAAAGCUACAAUACUGGUGGAAGGAGCUCUUCUAGAGAAGACUGGUGUUUUUUGGGGGUGCGAUAACAACCCAGACCAGCUGAAGCAUGCAGUAGAGAACAUGAAAUCUGCCAGACUGGAAAACAGGCUGCAGUUUGUGUUCUGCAAUUCACUGGAACUCCCAUUCCGAAGUAGCAGUAUUGACAGAGUUGUUUGUGACGCUCCGUUUGGACAGAAGUUCACCACAGACAUAAACCUGGGGGAUUUCUACACUCGGCUACUUAAAGAAAUACUGAGAGUUCUGAAAUGCAAAGGUAAAGCCGUUGUCAUGACAAGCUCUGACAUGAGAUUGUCUGUUCUGAAACAGUUAAACACAUGUAACAACAGUGAGGCCAUGACAUCACCUUCUGAAAUACUGAGCACUCCUAGUGAUAACAACAAACACACUGCAUCUUUGGAUGGUCCAAGAAGUUUAUCUCAGAAAAGUCUACACCAGCCAGUGUCAGAUGACCAGUUAGAGGAAGGCAUUGGAAAUAAUAGUGAAAAUUCUUCAUAUGGUCAGAGACGGAAUAUGUCACAGAUGUUGAAGUGUUCUGAGAAAACUAACACAGAAUCUGAUACCAAAACUGUCAGUGUUCCACAAAUUCAAUCAGAUUCCUGCAACAGUGUGGGAAGGGAAACAUAUCAAGAGACUAGGUCAUCUGGAAAUACUUGUGACACUUCAGCAUCCGCUAAAUCAAAAACCAGUAAUGUGUCGGAUGGAUCCAGUGACCAACACAAGAGAAAAGAAACAUCUAACAUAGUAACACUGGCAGAUGGUGCUCAGCUUGUUCUGUUGGAAGACCACUAUGUUAAACUAGGGGAGACACCUGCACAUAUAAUAGUAAUGCAAAAACAGUCAUCAGAAAUACAGUAACGCCUCUCAAAACCAGACCAUCUGUAAACCGGAAUUCUCUCAAAACGGGAUGUUUUUCACAGCCUCUUUUCAAAUAUCAGUACACAAGAGAACCUUUAUAAACAGGAUACUUCUUAAUACUGGACUUUUUACUUGGUCUCGAGGAUGUCCCGUUUAGGGGAGUUUCACUAUAAAAAAUUAUCAACAUUUAUUCCACACUUGAUUCUCAUUAGUGACAAGACCAUUGAAUUUCUUUGCUUUUUUUUGUAAAUUCUUUAUUUGUUUAUACAUAUAUAUUAUGUAACAGAACAAUAGUUCAGCUGCUAGUUUGAAAAGUUCAUUGCCUUUAUAGAAGACUUGAACAUGAUACUAACACUAAUAAAUAAAGGAACCUCCAUGGAGGGGGAUUUCAACCUGCAA
Messenger RNA from Gigantopelta aegis, 2029 nucleotides. RefSeq names its product THUMP domain-containing protein 2-like. Gene Ontology annotation, molecular function: RNA binding; tRNA (guanine) methyltransferase activity. The record is from RefSeq and is a predicted model, not a curated record. The coding region runs from base 20 to 1630 and encodes 536 amino acids. Gene Ontology annotation, biological process: tRNA methylation. The transcript is spliced from 10 exons. Lineage: Eukaryota; Metazoa; Mollusca; Gastropoda; Neomphalida; Peltospiridae.